This is a messenger RNA of Vespa crabro (European hornet), 3007 nucleotides long. It is a transcript of the gene Sqor, whose product is annotated as sulfide:quinone oxidoreductase, mitochondrial. The record is from RefSeq and is a predicted model, not a curated record. Bases 1396 to 2757 code for a protein of 453 amino acids. The transcript has 9 exons. Lineage: Eukaryota; Metazoa; Arthropoda; Insecta; Hymenoptera; Vespidae. Gene Ontology annotation, cellular component: mitochondrion. Gene Ontology annotation, molecular function: sulfide:quinone oxidoreductase activity; FAD binding.
CUCUCAUCCUUUGCACAUCUUUUCUCUCGCUGUGCAUAUCAAAGCGGCACCGAAUGAUAAAGUACGAACGAUCAUGGAGAAAAGGAAAAACCAUGUUCGUUGUUCGUUACGAUCGAAUGUAUUAUAUGUUCGAACAUUAUAUCGAUAAAGUAAUAUGCCUUUAAAGCGUUCCUUUAGCGAACAAUUAUAAACAUAUAUUAUAUAAAUAUAUAUUAGCAGUAAACGCUUUCUCGUUCUCGGCGUGAUAAAAUACGCGUCGGCCAUUUUUUCCAAACGCAAGAAUAUUUUUCAUUUUCAAUUAAUAUUAAUAUGAAAAAUGAAGAAAACUUUUACAUUUCAGACAGAGCGUGGAUUUCUAUACGAUAUAAGCACAACUAAAGAGGAAAAGAAAAAAAAAAAAAGAAAAAAAUGUCGGAAUCAAGUUGAAUGAAAAAAAGUAUAUACGAAAAAUUUACAAAAAAUAAACAUAAAAAAAGAGCAAAUGUGCAUUAUAAAUGGAUUUUUUAUUUUUUUCGAAAAUAUAUAAUAAUUUUCGAAUCAACUUCAACGUUUACUUCAUGAAAAUGCGUAUUACUUUCUUGAAGUUCUAGCUUUUUGUUGUUCUACGAUAGAAGUGACGUUUAUUGCUAAUCGUUUUUAAUUAAUAGAUAAUGUUUAAUGUAAAGCGUACAUAUGUCGCUGAGGCAGCGAAACAUAAUAAGGAAAAUCGUAUCGUCGCGAAUCGGUGUCGAAAAAUGAUGGCGAUAUGAAAAAUGACGAGAUUCGAUCGAUGGUAUUAUCGGCAGUGUUUUCCCGAAAUAAUAAUAAUAUUAUUAAUAUUAAUAAUAAAUAAAUAAUAAUAAUAAUUUAAAUAAUAACAAUAAAAAUAAAAAAAAAAAUAUUGAAAAUCCCAUUGCUUCUCGACAAAACAGGAAAGUUUUAGAAGUUGUUUUUUUUCUCCCUUAAAAAAACCACUAAUUUUUCCAUGUUCGAGGAGUAUAUAACGAUGAAAUGAAAUUUUUAAAAAGAUGGACGAACGAGAAAGAAGCCAAGGGAAUAAUAACUCACGUCCAUGAUGUAUAUAAACUUUAGUAUAUAAGGAGUUAGAAGAAGAAGGAGCGACGAUUCAAGGAGAAUAUAUAUACAUACAUACGUACAUACAUAUAUACGUAUAUAUGUGUAUGCCUGUAUAUAUAUAUAUAUAUCUCUUAUUAAUUAUCGUUCUCAAGUCGUGCAUUUGUAUUUCGCGCGUGUUUGCUCGCGCAUCUUCCCCUUCCACUUUUUCCCCUACUCAGCUCGACGCUCACUGUCAAGCUCGAUGAAACUCGACGUCAUUGAAAGACGCUCGGAUUCGGAGAAAUUUUCAGUUGCGAAGAUACGAGCGUACAGUUUGUAUUGUUUAUUUUGAAAUCGUAGAUGAGUUAUAUAAAAAGCAUGAAUUUAUAUACAUCUCUCACAAUGAGUCACAAUACCUUAUUAUCUUUUAAAAGCUUAUUUAUUAAAAACAUACAUAGACAAGUUCAUCAUUCUUGCAAAAUACUGGUAGUCGGUGGUGGUACUGGUGGUUGUACUAUGGCAGCAAAAUUUGCAAGAAAGUUUAAAGGAUCAUCCAAUCAAAUUAUAAUAGUCGAACCAGAAGAAGUUCAUUAUUAUCAACCACUUUUUACUUUAAUCGGUAUUGGUAUGGGUUCAUAUAAUUAUUCAAAAAAGCCAAUGAAGAAUGUACUUCCACGAAAUGCAAAGUGGAUAAAAGAUAGUGUAAUUGGUUUCGAUCCAGAAAAUAAUCAAAUUACUACAAAUAAUGGCGAUACAGUGCAAUAUGAUAUUUUAAUUAUUGCAUUAGGUUUACAAACUAAUUGGGAUCAAUUACCAGGUUUAGUAGAUGGUCUUGAAAAUGCAGAAUCACAAGUUUGUUCUAUUUAUGGAUUUAAUACUGUACCUCAUGUAUUUGAUAAAAUUAAAAAAACUAAGGAUGGUACAGCUAUAUUUACAUUUCCAAAUACUCCUAUCAAAUGUCCAGGUGCACCACAGAAAAUUGCUUAUCUCGCUGAAGACUACUUUAGAAAAACUAAUGUACGUAACAACAUAGAAGUAAUUUAUAAUACAUCAUUACCUGUCAUUUUUGGUGUUAAAAAGUAUGCGGAUGUUCUUUGGAAAAUAUGCAAAGAAAGAAACAUUAUUGUUAAUACAAAUAUAAACCUUGUAAAAAUAGAUGUAAGUAAGCGAGAAGCAACAUUUGAGAAGUUAGAUAAUCCAGGUGAAACUUGUACGAUGACAUAUUCAUUGCUGCAUGUAUGUCCUCCUAUGGGACCUCCAGAUGUUUUAAAAUGUCAUCCUCAAUUGACAGAUAAAAAUGGAUUUUUAUGUGUAGAUUCUGGUACAUUAAAACAUGUUAAAUAUUGUAAUAUAUUUGGAAUAGGUGAUUGUUUGAAUACACCAAAUUCUAAAACUAUGGCAGCAGUAGCUGCUCAGGCAAAAGUUCUUUAUAAGAAUAUCAUUGAUGACUUAGCUGGUAAACCAAUGACAAUGGUGUAUACAGGAUAUUCUUCUUGUCCACUAGUAACUGGACAAGGUAAAUGUAUAAUGGCUGAAUUUGAUUAUAAAUUACAACCUAUGGAAACAUUUCCCAUAGAUCAAUCCAAAGAGCUAUAUAUCAUGUUUUUACUAAAAAAAUAUUUCUUCCCAUUUAUAUAUUGGAAUCUUAUGUUGAAAGGUCUAUGGAAUGGUCCUGAAUUUUUCCGAAAAUUUACAAGUUUUAUGAAACCUAAAACAACAUAAAAUUAUACAGUAACAACAGUACAUAUUAAUAGAUGUAACUACAGAAUUUUAAUAUGUGACACCAUAAUUUAAAAAAAAUCAAUAUUUUAUUACGUGUAUAUAUAGAUUACAUCAUUCUUAUAUUUUUACAUUAUCGAAGAAAAAUAAAAACUUUCAGAUGUUUAUAUUUCGAUCCUAAGAUUGUAAUAUAUUGUACAGAGUAUUUUUUGUGAUAUUAUAUGAAACAAUUAAUAAAAUAUUUUAUUCUUAA